Cuscuta campestris is the source of this 1778-nucleotide messenger RNA. Lineage: Eukaryota; Viridiplantae; Streptophyta; Magnoliopsida; Solanales; Convolvulaceae. The record is from the annotation of a GenBank genome assembly.
CUACAUUAUUUUUUUUGAAAUUAAGUGAGUAUUUCAGUAUUUGUGUCAAAUAAUAUACGGAAGUGUCCGUCUUCCCUAGCCCGGGACGGCCUUCAAUCUUUCAUGGCAGCGGCCGCGGCGGCGCCGGCGAUUUUUCUGUUUCUCGGUGACAAGCCACCUCACGCGCGGAAAUCCUGUCCUGGGCGAUUUUUCAGCAUUUCGAGUUGUAAAUUCAAUGUCAAAGCACUUUUUUGGGGUCCAAGGAAAACCACACAGCCUGCGGUGAGGAAUGAACUUACAUUGGGGGAAUUAUCUUUGAAGGGGAGAGGAUCAAAGGGAGACUCGGACAGUUCCGAAAAGAAGAUAUCCAUUUCUGUGGCUUCCUCUAUCUCAGAGGUUUCAGCAGAACAAUGGGAUGCAUGCAGUCUUGAUGCAACUGGCCCUCAGCAAUUUAAUCCCUUUCUUACCCAUGCUUUUCUAUCAAGCUUAGAGGAAUCUAGGAGUGCAGUAAAGGAGACGGGAUGGAUACCACACCACAUUAUUGCCUGGGACGAAUCAAGAUAUCUUUUAGGAGUUAUUCCUCUCUAUCUUAAAAGCCAUUCAUAUGGUGAGUAUGUGUUUGACCAUUCUUGGGCAAACGCUUACUACAGUUAUGGUUUGAACUAUUAUCCAAAACUGCAAUGCUCUAUACCCUUCACUCCUGUUACUGGUCCAAGGAUUUUAGUUCGUAACACAUCAUACCGGGAGGAAGUUUUUAAUGUGCUAGUUUCUGCAAUGAAGGAUUUGGCAGUUCGGCUUAAGGUGUCAUCUCUUCAUAUUACUUUUAACUCUACAAAUGAGUGGGAGAAUUUGGGGGAAAAGGGGUUUCUGCAGAGGAUUGGAAUGCAGUAUCAUUGGAGAAACCGUAACUACAAAAACUUUGAUGAAUUUUUGAUGGACAUGAAGCAAAGUAAAAGGAAAAAUAUACGUCAAGAGCGAAAGAAGAUUUCUGCACAAAAUCUGACCAUGAAGCGCUUAAGGGGACAUGAAAUCAAGGCUAAGCACUGGGACACUUUCUAUCAGUUCUACAGGAGCACAACAAACAACAAGUGGGGUAAUGCUUAUUUAACAAGAGAUUUCUUCCAUAAGAUGGGUUCAAAUAUAGGUGACCGAGUACUGCUUGUUGUUGCUGAAGAAGGAGACAAACUUGUUGCUGGUGCUCUUAAUCUUAUUGGCGGGGACACAUUAUACGGGCGCUUGUGGGGGUGCCUUCCACAAGCAUAUUUUCCGAACUUGCAUUUUGAAGCUUGCUAUUACCAGGCAAUUGAAGCUGCGAUAGAACUCAAUCUUCAAAGAGUUGAGGCCGGAGCUCAGGGGGAACAUAAAAUCCAAAGGGGAUAUCUGCCAGUCACUACUUACAGUAGUCAUUAUCUUCUGGAUGAAGAUUUCAGGGACGCCAUUGGAGAUUUCUUGAUACAAGAAUCUGCUCAGGUUAAACUUGUGAUGAAGCUAUUACAAGAUUCAGGUCCAUUCAAGGACAAUGUGGGGUUCAACUAAUGGAUCACACUAAAAGAGACUAGACCCGGGGGGCAUAGCUAAGUGGUUAAUAGGAGGUGCAAAAGGGCGUUGUGGACGAAUUCGACUCAUGGCGAAGGUAGUGUGAGACGUUUAUAUUUAGCAUAAGGUCCUGGAUGGAUCUCAUUCCCUAUUGUAUGUCUAUAUAUGAUGAUAUUGUAAAUUCAACAUAUGUAAAUAAAUUUUUUAAGUCGUUGGAAAAAACUGAAACAUGUUACGGAGUAGAAAAAACUGGAAUGAGUCUG